Molecule: messenger RNA, 2124 nt
Organism: Diaporthe batatas
Lineage: Eukaryota; Fungi; Ascomycota; Sordariomycetes; Diaporthales; Diaporthaceae
Exons: 1
Coding region: 1-2124 (707 amino acids)
Source: RefSeq, a predicted model, not a curated record
AUGAGCACUCUCGGCCAGAAAAUCAAGGAGACAUUUACUGGUCAUCACGACCAAGGCAAACGCGAUGUCAAAACUCCUGACGUGAACGCGCCUGGUGCUUUUCCGUCCGACGAUUCGGCUACGAAGCAUCAUUCCGAUCAAAAUAAACUGACAAAGGAGCCACCGCAACACAUUGGUCAGGAGACGGAAGGAGGCGAGGAAAAAGGAGCACAACAUCACACUGGACACGCUCACCAUGACCCGGAGCCAGAAACAAAGCAGGCAACCAGUGACGCUGGGAAUUACCCAUACUGGGGAGACCUCCCUCGUGAAGGUGGCCAACACGUCCACAGAUCUGGCGAGCCGGAUAGUGAUACCACGAAAAAGGACCAUGUCUCGAGCAAUGAACCCACCCUUGCUACUGGUGCCCCGACAGCAGAUGCCAGUACGAUUGGGACGGGAUACCCCGGCUCCGAUAAGUUGAAAGAUAAUGAUACGAGCAAGGGAGACGAGACAACUCGAGCUGAUCCAACCGAAGACUCGAAUCUCCAGCACGCCAGCAAAGGCGCCGGAGUCGCUGGGCUCGCGGGCGCAACUUAUCUUGCCGCCACAGACAAGGAUGAUGCGCACAAGACCGAGCACAAACAGUACAAGCUCGAGGACGCGAAUACCCCAACAGAUGCGAACAAGAGCAAGACAGUUGAAGAGACAAAGACGUUGUCAAGCACGCAAAAGCCUGUAGAUGCGGCUACUCCUACCAAGACAACUUCAGCGGGCGACAACAACAGUCACAGAAAGGAAGAAGAAGCUCUUGCUGCUGGAGCUGGAGUUGCAGGUCUUGCCGGGGCGGGUUUCUACGCCUCGCAACAAGGAGAUAAGAAAGAACUUGAACAGGAGAAGCGUGAUAAUAGUUCUCAUACAGCGUGGCAAAGCCACAGCCAGACCUCUAGCCACACCCGCACUCCCCGUCUCGACCCGACUACUGAGGCGCAAAAGGCAACCAGUGCUGCGGGAAAUUACCCGUACUGGAAGGAUGGUGACAAUUGGGACAAGUCCACCAACGAUACCAAGCCUGCUGAGGCUGCAACUCCGUCUAAGACAACUUCGAGUGGCGACAACGACACUCAUCGGAGAGAAAAAGAAGCCCUUAAAUCCGGUGCUGGAGCUUCGGGUCUCGCUGGGGCAGGCUACAUGGCGAGUAGGGACCAAGGAGAUCACGGGGAGGACAAGCGACCAUCCUCAACGCCUGGUCAGGCCACAUCUCAGGACCAUGAGCAUCACCGGCACGCUUCUGGCCACCCCGACCGAGAAAAUUUUACCAAGCGAGCCACUAGCGGAGCUGAAAACCACACUCAAUGGGAUGAUCAAAAGAAGGAAAACAACAACAAAGGACUUGCCGCGGCCGGGCUUGGUGGCACAGCUCUAGCUGAAACAGGCUAUCUGGCCUCAAAAGGAACAGAUGAGAGCAAAGGCAAGUUGCUCGGAAGCACACGCGAGACAAGCUCGGGAGUAGCAGCCCCAGACAGCUUUGCGGAACAUGAUACCACGAGCCGCUAUGUUGAGCCUACAUCCGCCGGCGGCAUUCACAACACGGUAGUAGGCGCAGGAAGUUCGGAGCACUCGCAUCCAGCGGGCUCCUCCGACACCACGAGUGCUCGUCACCAGACAACCACAGCCAGCCAAGCAGGCCAACCUGCGGCGCAAGCCGCCGCCCUACAAGCUUGGAACAAGGGGCAGCCUGACUCUUCCAACCCUGAUGGAGAUAAUAGCCGUGACAGCAAGCACUCUCACCUCAAAUACGCCGCAGCUGGAACAGCAUUCAGCGCAGGGGCUGCCGGAAUCGCCGCUGAUUACGGUCAGGGCAAGGAUCACGAGGAGAGCCCCCGGAGUAACCAGGCCGAGAAGGUCGCAGAGCGGGCGCUGGGGUCGGAUGGCAAGCCACACGCACCUUCUGCGACAGAAGGUUCGGGCAGCACGGAUGAGAAGAGUGCAUCUUCCGCUGCAGCUUCAGGCGUUACUGGCUUUGCCGGGCAUUCUGGGUCCGCGGGAAAGGAUGCGAAGGUGUUUCACAAUUGCGAUAAGUGCGGCCACACUAAUGACAUCAGCCGCUACUUUGACAAAGAUGCUGUCUUCCGCUCACAGUAG